AUGCUCGCCACCGACUCGAUAUUCCACCUCCCGCCGUGGGCGUGGAUGUCUCUCGCCGCCGUCCUCGUCUGUGCCUGGGCAGCCAGCUUCCGGUACCAGAAGGGCCUCAACAAGUACAAUGGGCCGUUUAUUGCUUCCUUCACCAACUUCUGGCGCCUAUGGCAGUGGGUGUGGUAUACCGACCGCUGUGCCUACCCCAGCGUGGUCAAGUAUGGGCGCAUCAUCAGGGUCGGCCCCAACACGCUGCUGUUUAACGACCCGGAUGCCAUCAAGGACAUCUACAUGACCCAUUUCUCAAAGUCGGACUUCUACAAGGUUGGCCAGGGCGUCUCGCGCGGUGUGGCCGUGCCAAACAUCUUCUCCACCACGGAUCGCAUCUACCAUGGCAAACUACGGCGAUCGGUGGCCAACGCCUUCGCCAUGAGCACGCUCGUCAACUACGAGCCCUACGUGACCGAAACUGUCACCACCUUCCUCGCCCAGCUGGACCAGAGGUUUGCCGGCAGACCGGGCCCGGACGGCGUUUGCGACAUGUCCGAGUGGACUCGGUUCUUCGCCCUGGACGUGGUCAGCGCCUUGACUAUGGGCAAAAGCUAUGGCCUGCUGGAGGCUGGCUAUGAUCACAUCGGAAUCAUCCACGCCCGGACGACCUUCUUGCGCUACUUUACCAUUGUCAACAACGUCACUUGGCUGGACCGCGUGCUCAAGAAGAACCCCAUCCUCAUGUGGCUGGGACGGCGGGGCCUCUGGAACAGCGUGACGGCGACGGUCCCCAUCGCGCAGCGGCAGAUGGACCAGAAGAAGCGUGACUUCAAGGGCGUCAGCGACAACCAGAAAACGCGCGUGGACCUCCUCACCAAGUUCCUGCAGGCCAAGGUCGACAACCCGGACAUCGUCGACGACCGCGCCGUGCUGGGACUCACGCUCUCCAUGGUCAACGCUGGCAGCGGCACCGUCGCCACCACCCUGGCCGCGACCUUCUACUUCCUGCUCAAGUACCCGCACGUCAUGAAGGAGCUCGUGGCCGAGAUCGACGCACACUUCCCGCCGCCGAGCGCCAGCAGCAGCACCGAGAAGACCGGCAACAGCCCGAUCGACUUCGCCGAGUACGUGGUGCCGUUCGGCGAGUCGCAGAAGCUGCCCUUCCUGGACGCCGUGCUCAAGGAGAUCUUCCGCAUUUGGCCCGGCCUGGGCAUGCAGCUGAUCGAGCGCUACAUCCCCGGCAACAUCAUCGUCAGCUGCAACGCGUGGAUCAUGCACCGCCACAAGCCCACCUACGGCGAGGACGUCGACGUCUUCCGCCCGCAGCGCUGGCUGGACGCGAGCCCGGACCAGCUGGCCGCCAUGAACAAGGCCCUGCUGGUCUGGGGCGCCGGGCCCAACACCUGCAUCGGCAAGAACAUUGCCCUGCUGGAGCUGUACAAGGUGGUACCGUCGGUCCUGAGGAUGUUCACGCUCCAACUCGCCGACCCAGAGAAGGAGUGGAAGGUCUUCAACCUGGGCGACCCCGAGCCGUCAGAGUUCUUUGUCCGAUGCCAGCCCAGAUACCGGAAGAUGUUGAUGUAA
Molecule: messenger RNA, 1566 nt
Organism: Fonsecaea erecta
Lineage: Eukaryota; Fungi; Ascomycota; Eurotiomycetes; Chaetothyriales; Herpotrichiellaceae
Exons: 5
Coding region: 1-1566 (521 amino acids)
Molecular function (GO): oxidoreductase activity, acting on paired donors, with incorporation or reduction of molecular oxygen; iron ion binding; monooxygenase activity
Source: RefSeq, a predicted model, not a curated record